Messenger RNA from Chelmon rostratus (copperband butterflyfish), 2268 nucleotides. RefSeq names its product cysteine/histidine-rich 1 (gene zftraf1). The transcript has 6 exons. NCBI's taxonomy places the organism in Eukaryota, Metazoa, Chordata, Actinopteri, Chaetodontiformes, Chaetodontidae. Gene Ontology annotation, cellular component: nucleus. Bases 796 to 1926 code for a protein of 376 amino acids. The record is from RefSeq and is a predicted model, not a curated record. Gene Ontology annotation, molecular function: zinc ion binding.
CCAAUUCACGGCUGUAUUGAAGUAGUGUCUGGCACAUCGAGGCCGUUUCAGCUACACGCAAAAUAUUUACUUUUAAAUACGGAACUUCUAUUAUUAGCCACGAUCGAGAACCUGCCUCGGUAAUAACGAAUUUGACCCGGAGUCGUAAAGGCUGUGCAGGGUGAAGUCGGGGGAGACGGACAGGAAAAAAACAAAGAUGGCUGUGUAGCCAGAGAGACGAGUCCCAACAGAACUGUCUGUAGCCGCGGCUUUAAUCACCGACAGGUCCCGUGGGUUCCGUGGACAGUCAGCCAGUACCGGAGCAGGGACGUUAGACGAGCUGGGCCGCUGGUAUACAUCGUUGUAAUCUGCUGUCAUUGCGAAUAACGGCGUCGAGAGUACAACAACAGCUGAGAGACGCCUGAGUUGUUUUUGUUCUGCCUGGGCAAAGGGAGAGGACUGCUGUGUUUUUGUCAACGUAGCUAGCCGCAUAGUCUGCUAGCCUCACUGUAAGUCAACAAAACUAGUCAACGUUUAAUUAAGUCAUAAUUACAUUUUGCACAUGAUCUCGUUAUUACACAAUCAUUGGCUUGUUAAAUUUCAAGUUCGUAAGUGGAGGGUAGCAUUAAUAAUAAGUUAGCCUGCAUUCCUUUCUGACAGCCUGCUGCUGUUGCGUUAGCCUAGCUAACGUUAGCUAGCUGUCAGCUGACCGUUAGCUUGACAGGUUGUAAGCUAGCCCUGAGCUAACCUGCUAAUAUUUCAGGCUCAGCCUGGUCGCGGCAGGUUCAUCUCAGAAAUUUCUAGACAGUCAUCGCCAUGUCUUCACUGGAAGAGAGAGACGUGGGCGUUGCGGCCGCCCCUGGCUCCUCCUCGGCCGGCCUGGGGGUCGGGGCCGUGGGGGCAGCGGUGGAGGCUGUCGCCGGGGUCGCAGCCAUGCAGGAGGAGGUCGGCAUACGGCGAGAUGGGCCCGAGCCUGACCCAGACGAGCCACCCAAGAAGAGGGUGAAAGUUCCCGAGGGAGAGUCAGGAAAGCUGGAGGAGAGACUGUACUCAGUGCUGUGCUGCACCGUGUGCCUAGACUUGCCCAAGGCGUCUGUAUACCAGUGUACCAAUGGCCACCUGAUGUGUGCAGGCUGUUUUAUCCACCUCCUGGCUGAUUCUCGUCUCAAGGAGGAGCAGGCAACGUGUCCCAACUGCAGGUGUGAGAUCAGCAAGAACCUGUGCUGCAGGAACCUCGCUGUGGAGAAGGCUGUCAGUGAGCUGCCGACAGAAUGUACCUUCUGCCUAAAACAGUUCCCCCGCUCCAGCUUAGAGAGACACCAGAAAGAGGAGUGCCAAGACAGGGUGACACAGUGUAAGUACAAGAGAAUUGGCUGCCCCUGGCAGGGUCCGUUCCACGAGCUGCCAGCACACGAGAGUGAGUGCUCCCAUCCCACCAAGACCGGCACAGAGCUGAUGGGAAUACUGGGAGAGAUGGACCAGAACCACCGCAGAGACAUGCAGCUCUACAACAGCAUCUUCAGCCUGCUCUGCUACGAAAAGAUCGGCUUUACAGAGGUGCAGUUCAGGCCGUACCGCACCGAUGACUUCAUCACUCGUCUGUACUAUGAAACGCCGCGCUUCACUGUGCUCAACCAGACGUGGGUGCUGAAGGCCCGCGUUAACGACUCUGAGCGCAACCCCAACCUGUCCUGCAAGCGCACCCUCUCCUUCCAGCUCAUCCUCAAAAGCAAGGUGAACUCCGCCCUCGAGUGCUCCUUCCUGCUGCUGAAGGGGCCGUACGACGACGUGCGGAUCAAGCCGGUCAUCCACCACCACUCCUUCAGCAACGACGCCAACGAGACCGACUACGUCCCUCUGCCCAUCUCCGAUUCGGUGGAGUGCAACAAACUGCUGGCCGCCAAAAACAUCAACCUGCGCCUGUUCAUCUUCCAAGUCCAAAAAUAAAGAGUGAGGGAAGAGGAGGAGGAGGAGGAGGAAGAGGAUGGAAAGGAUGAGGAAGAAGAAGAGGGGUGAUGGAGGGCGAGGGGCACGGGAGAGAGGAGCGAUGAAGAUUAAAGAGAGACACCACUGAACCACUGAUACCUCUUAACACCUACACACACACCAACGCAUAUACACACACAUUCACGCAGGGUAUACACGCCUACACGCACACAUAUUUACAGUAUAUUGACACACACACACACACACACACACACACACACACACCACUAAUUACACUUACCUCCUUUUACAAGAUAGUGAGACCCCCUUGCCUGGGGAGCUGUGAGCUUGCUAUGGAGAUGG